This is a messenger RNA of Mus caroli (Ryukyu mouse), 1706 nucleotides long. NCBI's taxonomy places the organism in Eukaryota, Metazoa, Chordata, Mammalia, Rodentia, Muridae. The record is from RefSeq and is a predicted model, not a curated record.
AUGGCCACCUCACCAAAAGGAACCUACAGAUUCAAUGCAAUCCCCAUCAAAUUCCAUUUCAUGAGCGUUAAGGAUGUUGUGCUGGAGAAACCUUACUACCUAAUAUACGAGGAUCAAAAAGUCAAACUCCACGAAAGAACUGCUGGAGAGAAACCCUAUGAGUAUACACAAUGGAAUAAAGCCUUCAAACAUCACAGUCAUCUUCAAAAGCUGGAAAGAAACAAAACUAGGGACAGACACUCUGAAGUCUUUCAACAUAGUAAAGUGCUUGCGUGUCAAAGUACUUUCCAAAUAAAUAAAAGAACAGGUACUGGAGAGAAACCCUACAAAUGUAAUGCAUGUGAUAAAGCCUUUUUAAAGCUCAAGUAUCUUCGAGCACAUGAAAGAACACAUACUGGAGAGAAACCCUAUGAAUGUAAUCAAUGUGGUAAAGCCUUUAUAUAUCUCAGCUAUUUUCGAAUGCAUGAAAGAACACAUACGGGAGAGAAACCUUAUCAAUGUAAUCAAUGUGGUAAAGCCUUUACACUAAGGAGUAUUCUUAAACGCCAUAAAGUAAUACAUACUGGAGUGAGAUCCUACAUAUGUAAUCAGUGUAAUAAAGCCUAUCCACGCCACAGUUGUCUCCGAAAACAUGAAAGAACACAUACUGGAGAGAAACCUUAUAAAUGUAAUCAGUGUGGUAAAGGCUUUGCACAGCUCAAGUACCUUCGAGCACAUGAAAGAACACAUACUCAAGAGAAAACCUACAAAUGCAAUCAAUGUGGUAAAGGCUUUACACAGCUCACCUAUCUUCGAGUACAUGAAAGAAGACAUAGUGGAGAGAAACCCUACAAAUGUAAUGAAUGUGAUAAAGCCUAUGUACAUCUCAAGCAUCUUCGAUUACAUGAAAGAAGACAUAGUGGAGAGAAACCCUAUAAAUGUAAUCAAUGUGGUAAAGCCUUUUUACAUCCCAGCUCUCUUCGAAUGCAUGAAAGAAGACAUACUGGAGAGAAACCUUACCAAUGUAAUGAAUGUGAUAAAGCCUUUUUACAGCUCAGCUAUCUUAGAUUACAUGAAAGAAGACAUAGUGGAGAGAAACCCUAUGAAUGUAAUCAAUGUGGUAAAGCCUUUUUACAUCCCAGCUCUCUUCGAAUGCAUGAAAGAAGACAUACUGGAGAGAAACCCUAUAAAUGUAAUCAAUGUGGUAAAGCCUUUUUAUAUCCCAGCUAUCUUCGAAUACAUGAAAGAAGACAUACUGGAGAGAAACCCUAUGAAUGUAAUCAAUGUGGUAAAGCCUUUUUACAUCCCAGCUAUCUUCGAAUACAUGAAAGAAGACAUACUGGAGAGAAACCCUAUGAAUGUAAUCAAUGUGGUAAAGCUUUUUUACAUCCCAGCUAUCUUCGAAUGCAUGAAAGAACACAUACUGGAGAGAAACCCUAUGAAUGUAGUCAAUGUGGUAAAGCCUUUUUGCAACCCCACUAUCUUCGAAAACAUGAAAAAACACAUAACUGGAGAGAAACCUUACAAAUGAGAUCAAUGUGGUAAGGCCCUUACACAAAGCAGUCAUCUUAAAACCCAUAAAGUAAUACAUACUGGAGGGAGACUCUAAAUAUGCAAUCAGUGUGAUGAAGCCUAUUCACACCGGAGUUAUCUUCUAAUACAUGAAAGAACACAUACUGGAGAGAAACCUUAUAAAUGUAAUCAGUGUAGUAAGUCAUUUAUAUCUC